Messenger RNA from Cotesia congregata, 903 nucleotides. The record is from the annotation of a GenBank genome assembly. Lineage: Eukaryota; Metazoa; Arthropoda; Insecta; Hymenoptera; Braconidae.
AUGUAUUUAGCUUACAUUUUGUUAAUAAUUUACACAACUGGUGUUGUUAAUAGUGGUCAAAAUAAAUUACAAUGCAAGGACGAAGCUGGCAAUGAUGGUCUAGCAUAUCUUUACAUAACUAGUGAUACAGUUGCUAAUGGAUGGCAAUUAUCGAAAAAAGAAAUCGGAUCCAAGGAUUCGGUGCCAGGAAAAACUCUAUCUUCAUUGUACAAAGAUGACUUGGCGACAGAUAUAUUAUGGAUUUUAUACAAUGAUCAAGCACCGAAUAAAAAUCAAAGUAGCGUUAGAUACGGACAUACCAAAGGUGUGUUGAUGACUGAUAACACUCGCGGCUUUUGGCUGAUUCACAGUAUGAACGCUGUUGGUCUACAGUUAAUGUAUAAUCAGAUAAUGACAUAUCGGUACAAUUUACCCGAAGUAAUGGUUAACGAAUACCCGAGCCUCGUUAAUGCAUCCAAACAUGUGAGGCCGAAAAAGGCCCCUUACUUUCAUAAAGAAGAAAUAUUAUACGAUGACUUGAUAGCACCAGAGUUAAAAUCGGAUUUAUUAGCAGAGACAUGGCUGAAUGGACGCGGAAAACUACCUUCUGAAUGCAGUGGAUCCAAGGUACAGAACGUCCAAUCGAUAGUAUUAAAUGCAGCGAAUGUAGACUUCAAAAGCUCACGGGAUCAUUCCAAAUGGGCUGUAACGCAGACCAACAAAAAGAAUCGUAAUUGGGUUUGCAUUGGUGACAUCAAUAGAGCGAACACUCAAUUCAAUCGAGGCGGUGGUGCGGUUUGCGUUAAUUUGCCGCAGCUGUGGACUAAUUAUCGCGGCAGUGUUAACGAGGUAGAGCCGUGCCCGAAAAAGAAAAAAGGAUUUUUUGGUGGAGUUAAAGACUUUAUUUUUUCAUGGUUCAGUUGA